Molecule: messenger RNA, 615 nt
Organism: Nematolebias whitei (Rio pearlfish)
Lineage: Eukaryota; Metazoa; Chordata; Actinopteri; Cyprinodontiformes; Rivulidae
Gene: il12a
Product: interleukin 12a
Exons: 7
Coding region: 1-615 (204 amino acids)
Biological process (GO): immune response
Cellular component (GO): extracellular region
Molecular function (GO): interleukin-12 receptor binding; growth factor activity
Source: RefSeq, a predicted model, not a curated record
AUGGCCCAGUUCCGUCUCUACUUCACCUGCUGCGCGCUGCUGCUGCUCAUGAACUGGCGCACAUCCCGCGCGCUGCCGCUGCCCGAUCCGAGCGCAAGCGGCGCGCAAUGCGCUCCGCUCUUCAGGGGCCUCCUGACAAACAUCACGGACCUUCUCCAGACUGAGGAUCUGUGUCUGCACUUCAUCACCUCCAGUGAGGUGACCAUCCCGAGCGCGGAGACGGUGCAGGCCUGCGCGCCCGCUCAGAGCUCCGGCUGCAUGAGGCAAAGAGACUCAUCCUUCAGUGAGAGUGAAUGUCGGAGGAGCAUCGCUUUGGACCUGGCCUUCUACGACGCUGCUAUCCGGUCCUACCUCCAGUCCCAGCUCCACAGGCCCGACAAGGAAGAAACCCUUCUGGGACCAGUUCUGAGAACCAUUCGGGAUCUGAGGGAGGACUGUGCCACAACAGCCAGCGGUGACAAAGAUCCCACGGAGGAGGAGGCCGCCGACAUGUGGAAAAACGACUCCUUCACCAACCGACAGAAGAUGUGCAAGAUGAUGAGGGGCUUCCACGUCCGCGCCAUCACCAUCAACAGAGCUAUGGGCUACAUCUCCUCUGGGGACCACAGGAAGUAA